AUGGUGUCUGCCUUACAAGAUCUAUGCAAGCAGGGCUGCCUCAGAUCAGCUCUCAUGUCAUUUUCAUAUGUGUUUCAUGAUGAAAAUGAUGGUCUUGCAAGUGGAAUAAUCUAUAGUGGCUUUGAUGCAACAACCGACUCCACCAUUGAUCAUCAGCUUUUUGACCAUGACAAAAACUUGGACAACUGGGACCAUCAUGCUGAUAUUCUUCUCCCCUGUGUGUUAUUUCUUAUCAUGUUUGGGAAGCAAUGUUUAUCCUCUACAUUGUACAGUGAUAGAACCCACAGAGCUUCUGAUCAGAAUUCCGCUUGGACCAGGCAGCAUUCCUGUAUUUCCCCAGAUCGAUGUGAGAUCUGUGACAAUCUCACAGUUGAUGAAGGUCAUCAAUCAGUAUCUGAAAUCUUUAUGAAUUCACAUGGGCAUCUGACAACAUCAUCCCCACAAUUCCAUGGACUGCUCUAUCAUCAAAUCCCCUGUACUUUACCUUCCCUGGCUUAA
Laccaria bicolor S238N-H82 is the source of this 498-nucleotide messenger RNA. RefSeq lists its product as uncharacterized. Bases 1 to 498 code for a protein of 165 amino acids. Lineage: Eukaryota; Fungi; Basidiomycota; Agaricomycetes; Agaricales; Hydnangiaceae. The transcript has 3 exons. The record is from RefSeq and is a predicted model, not a curated record.